Molecule: messenger RNA, 3103 nt
Organism: Conger conger (European conger)
Lineage: Eukaryota; Metazoa; Chordata; Actinopteri; Anguilliformes; Congridae
Gene: klhdc8b
Product: kelch domain containing 8B
Exons: 5
Coding region: 411-1490 (359 amino acids)
Molecular function (GO): protein binding
Source: RefSeq, a predicted model, not a curated record
CCUUUUUUUUCUUAACCAUCAACUCCAUCUCCUUCUUUGGUAUUGUCGAGCUUCUCUGGAGUUAUUAUAUUAAUUCUUUCUCAAGGCGGUAUUAAGAUUGGGAUCUGCAGGAAGUUAUUUUGACCUCCUUUAAUUUUGUGUUUUCUUCCCAUGUUUAAACAACAGCCUGGGCUGAAUGUAUGUGCUGCCAAGCUGCUGACAAACGGGCUAUAGCUCUCCAACAGGAAGGAGCGGAUGAAUAAAACAUCGUGAGAGAAGCGUAGGAUCUGGCAGAGCAUCGAGGUGGAAUCUCCCCUGCUCUCGCUCUCGUAGUGAGGGAGCAGGAGGAGCCUCAGACGGACGGGAGAGCUGCAGUGUCCUGCAGUUUAGCUCCGGGUUAUGAUCCCCCUCCGCCUCCGAGCCCAGGAGCCAUGCCCGUGCCCGAGAUGGCAGUAACCUCGGUCAAGUCCCUGUACUGGGAGGUUUUCCCCCCGAUGUCCACGCGGAGGGUGUACUGCACCCCUCUCUUCCAGGAAGGACGGCUGUACGUACUGGGGGGCUGCAGUGAGACAGGCCUGCCGCUGGACACUGCCGAAGCCCUGGAUGUGGCGUCUCUGACAUGGACCCAGCUGCCCCCGCUGCCCACAGCCCGGGCAGGGGCCACCGCCGUGACGCUGGGCAACCGGCUGCUGGUGAUCGGGGGUAUGGAUGCUCAGCAGAACCCCCUUUCAACCAUGGAGAUAUACAAUCCUGAUGAGGGCAAGUGGGAGAGGAAGGCCAGUCUGGGGCAGCCUUCAAUGGGCAUCACGUCUGUGGAGAAAGAUGGGAAGGUUUACGCCCUGGGAGGGAUGGGUGCGGACACGACUCCCCAGGCGUUGGUGCGAGUGUAUGAGCCAGCGAAAGACCAAUGGCAGCCUCUUCCCUCCAUGCCCACUCCACGUUAUGGCGCUGCCUCCUUCCUGCGUGGGAACAAGAUAUAUGUUCUGGGUGGACGGCAGGGCAAGCUGCCUGUGACAGCGUUUGAGGCCUUUGACCUGGAAGUGAAGAGCUGGACACGCUUCCCCUGCAUCCCCAGCCGACGGGCGUUUGCCAGCUGCGCUUUGAGCGAGCGCUGCUUCUACAGCCUGGGGGGCCUGCAGCAGCCCGGACCCCACAACUUCUACUCCCGCCCGCACUUCGUCAGCACCAUGGAGGAGUACGACACCGAGCUUGGUGUCUGGAUCAAGCCCACUCGGGCCUCUCGUAUGAGGGAGAAAAGGGCAGACUUUGUGGCUGGUUGCCUUGGUGGAAGGGUCAUUGCAGCAGGUGGCCUAGGCAACCAGCCAUCCCCCCUGGGCUCAGUGGAGAGCUACAACCCUGUGAAGAAGCGCUGGGAGUUUGUGGCCCCCCUGCCCAGUCCCCGCUGCUCCUGCGCUGGCCUGCAGACCCCUCACAUGCUCUUCCUCAUCGGAGGUGUGGCCCAGGGCCCCAGCAAUGCUGUGGAGGCUCUCUGCCAGAGGGAGACUGUGUGACACACGCACAGACCGGUGGACAGAGGAGCAAGGAAGGGUAGAGCGAAUGCAGCAGUGCUCCAUGUUCUCCCCACCCACCAAAGACUAUCGAGGCAGAGGAGUUCUGAACAUUGAUUUCUCCUCCAUGUUGUAUGGGUAUUCAUCGACAGAAACAAGAAUAAUGACAUGCCCGUUCAUGGGGAAAAAAGUUGGAUGGAUGAACAGGAAACACAAGCAAAAAAAACGAAAAAAAAUACACUAAAGAAGCCUUUGAACUGUAUAGUCGUUUUCACAAUCACAGCAGGGUACUCUACUGAAAAAGGAACUUAGGGCCAUAAUGCAAAGCCACUGCAGCACCUGUUUGCGGUAGCAUAUUUAGCACUUUUUUUAUUUUCCAAAAAACAAUAUGAAUACAAGUUAUUUUCAUUUUUUACCUCUGCAGAGAUGCAUGUGUGGAAAGUGCACUGUUUAUAAUAAGGAAUAAGAUUUUACACUGAACAUUUGAAUGAAUACACCACCACCUGAUGUGAAAUGGCUUAGUGACUGCAGGAGGAAUGAUGCAAGCCCAGUAGUACACAGAAUGAAGGCUAGAAUCCUGUGAUAUUUAUAAAACCUAGGCAUGAUUCAAACUCUGGAUUCAGAGGGUUUCAUACGCAUAAACGCACAUGCUCAGUCGCUCACAGAUCUGUGUACUUUACCACAGUAUGGAAUCUCCCGACACUCAUUUAAGGCCUUUGUGGACGCAUAACCAGCCAGUGGUUACCCUGGUUGCCACAGUAGUGCUCACUGGAUGCUUAUGGCCUCUUUGUUGAGAAUGAAAACAAAUGAAUCAGAUGUUAGGGGGGGGGAGUAAGCCUACUGCAGCCCAGGGCUGUGACCUUGUGACCCCUGUGGUCUGUAUGACAGUUCCUCUGCUGGACCACGGCUGAUUACCUUGAUGCCAUGGCAACGGGAUGUGGACAGAGCGGUAGUUCAAACACAGUCUCACACUCACAAAGCUUACCUUUUUAAACAUCAGUGCUUUAUUUACAACGUGCAGAGUUAUUAACUGAGGAUAAGGGAGGAGUUCUCAGUAGGGGGGGCGGAGGGGGCCCUUGUCCCAUCAUUGUUUGGCUUGGAUUUGGACCAAGUGUGCUGUGCUAGAUUUUGCAGUGGUGGCAUGGUGAGAUUAAUGGUAGAUGAGAGAGUCACUAUAUCUUUGUGUUUUGAUCACUCCUGGCUUGCCCUUCUCCCCACUCCUUUUACACUCAGGCAGUUGGCAGCACGGGAGGUGCUAGGGAAUCAUUCACACUUCAGUGGUCAUGCUGUAGGGGUCACUGUCAACAGGACCACAAAAGGCCUGCCUCCUGAAAAACUGAUUUAUACCAGAGUGUUUUUGUUUCAGAAUUUGAGUCUUAGUUUUGUGAGGAAGAAAAGUAAAAAAUACAAGUACUACUGCCUCUGCUUGUCUCCUACAUUUCAAAGCAAAACAAUCUCACUUUUACCAUUUAUUUAGGUCAAAAGCGGGAGUGAGGCUGCCUUCACUCAUCUCCCGAAUACUCUAUUACUGACUUUCUGCAUAUCGGCUCAUUGUGUGUGUGUGUGUGUGUGUGUGUAUGCGUGUGUGCCUGUGUGCAUGUGUGUGUGUGUGUGUG